Melanotaenia boesemani (Boeseman's rainbowfish) is the source of this 1214-nucleotide messenger RNA. RefSeq names its product C-X-C motif chemokine 11-6-like. The record is from RefSeq and is a predicted model, not a curated record. NCBI's taxonomy places the organism in Eukaryota, Metazoa, Chordata, Actinopteri, Atheriniformes, Melanotaeniidae. Bases 166 to 495 code for a protein of 109 amino acids. Gene Ontology annotation, cellular component: extracellular region. The transcript is spliced from 5 exons. Gene Ontology annotation, molecular function: CXCR chemokine receptor binding; chemokine activity. Gene Ontology annotation, biological process: cellular response to lipopolysaccharide; inflammatory response; chemokine-mediated signaling pathway.
UAGAGCUCAUGGCCCUGCACACUCAGACAGCUUGAAGAGUGAAAGCACUUCAUGAAAACAGAGAUCUUUCAUAUCUGAGAGAAGUAAGCUGCUGUACAAAGAUUUGAGGAUUCAACAGAUCAUUUUUAGUAUUUUAUUCUCUAAUUUCCACCAUUUGAGACAAAGAUGAAUCCUGCCAGCCAGUGUAUCGUUCUCCUGGCCUGUGUUGCCAUUUGCACCUCAACACCUAUUUUAAAGUGCCAGUGCAUAAAGGAGAAAAAAGAAGUCAACUCGUCUCUCAUUGUUGAUGUCACCGUGUAUCAACCAAGUUCAUACUGCAACAAGCAGCAAGUCAUUGUUACACUGAAAGAUAACAGCUUCCGGUGUCUUGACCCAAAUUCAAAAUUUACGAAGCUAGUCCUGCAAAGAAAGGAAAUCAGGAAGAAUGCAGCUAAGAUGACCUCCAGCUCCAAUACAACCACAGUGGCUGUCACAUCAGUAGCAACAUCAUCAUAACACACAUUGCUGCUGUUUACUGUUGUUACAAUGGAGGGGAGUUGCGGCUGGUGCAGGCACUGCUUUUAUCUCCAAAAUGGACACGUGAAAGAAAUGAGAAUUAAAGAGAGAGAGAGAAAUCACAAUAUUUAACAGCUAGAGGUGAACAUUUAGGGGACAUAGGGGACAUAUAUUAGUGAAAAGUAUUUGAUUCACUUGUCCAAUUUGGACAAGUGAAACAAAUGAAAGUUUAAGAGGAGCAUUUUUUUAUACUGGAAGCCAAAGACAAAAUUAAAAUGUAAACAGAGAAAAAUCCUAACAUUUAACAGUCAAAGGUGGAUGUUGGAACAUUUAGGAGACAUCCUGUGAAGAAAGAUGAAGAAAGUGAACAGUUUGCAUGAGGAGAGAUGUAAUAAACUCUGUCUUUGUUAAAGCUCUACCUCUGAUAAGUAAGGAAAGAUCUUCAAUCUGCUGUGCUGCAGUCCUUUCAUUUGAACCCAUGAACCAUGGUGUGAAAACAUUGUUUGUGAUGGAAAUGAAUAUAUAAAAUAUCUGCAUUACAGUCCAUGUUUCAAUAAAUGGUAUUUCGAGUCUGUCUUUGUUAUACUAUUUUGUAUGUGUUUUGAAUAAUUUAAGCUUUUCUUGCCACAUAUUUAAUCUAUAUUGUAUGAUGCAAACCCUUCCUGUAUGAUGGUGUAAAUUAACAUAUCCAAACUUAAAAUAAUAAAGAUUUAAAUAGA